This is a messenger RNA of Cheilinus undulatus (humphead wrasse), 1886 nucleotides long. Its product is annotated as aldehyde dehydrogenase, mitochondrial-like. NCBI's taxonomy places the organism in Eukaryota, Metazoa, Chordata, Actinopteri, Labriformes, Labridae. The transcript is spliced from 13 exons. Bases 63 to 1622 code for a protein of 519 amino acids. Gene Ontology annotation, molecular function: aldehyde dehydrogenase (NAD+) activity. The record is from RefSeq and is a predicted model, not a curated record.
GUAGCUGCCAGUCAAGCCUCGGAAAACGUUAGUGCGCCGUUUGGUAAAGGGGAAGAAGCACCAUGCUGCGCACCGUGAUCACCAGGACUCUACCCCAGCUAAGCAGCCGACUGUCGGCCUGUCACUUCUCUGCUGCCGCUAUCCCAGCCCCCAACAGUCAGCCGGAGGUCCACUUCAACAAGCUUUUCAUCAACAAUGAGUGGCAGAAUGCAGUGAGUGGGAAAACUUUCCACACCAUCAACCCGGCGACUGGAGAGGUGAUCUGUGAGGUGGCAGAGGCUGACGAGGCUGAUGUGAACAAGGCAGUGAAAGCAGCACAGGAUGCCUUUAAGUUGGGGUCACCAUGGCGGCGGAUGGAUGCCUCACAUCGUGGUCUGCUCCUCAACCGGCUCGCUGACGCCAUUGAGAGGGACUCCGCCUACCUCGCUGAGCUGGAGACUCUUGACAACGGAAAGCCAUACGCUGUUGCUUAUAUGGUGGAUCUGCCCAACGUGGUCAAAUGUCUCAGGUACUAUGCAGGCUGGGCCGACAAAUGGGAGGGAAAGACGAUCCCAAUCGAUGGAGACUUCUUCUGCUACACCAGACAUGAACCCAUUGGGGUCUGUGGACAGAUCAUACCGUGGAACUUCCCUCUGCUGAUGCAGGCUUGGAAACUUGGCCCUGCCCUCGCUACGGGAAACACCGUGGUGAUGAAGGUUGCAGAGCAGACACCGCUUACAGCACUCUACGUCGCUAACCUCAUCAAAGAGGUGGGUUUCCCUGAAGGUGUUGUGAAUAUCCUGCCCGGUAUGGGGCCAUCAGCUGGAGCCGCCAUCGCUCGCCACAUGGACGUUGACAAGGUGGCGUUCACUGGCUCCACAGAGGUGGGUCACCUGAUCCAGCAGGCGUCAGGCAGCAGUAACCUGAAGAAGGUCACUCUGGAGCUCGGAGGAAAGAGUCCCAACAUCAUCCUGUCUGAUGCCAACCUGGAGGACGCCGUGGAGCAGUCCCACUUUGCUCUCUUCUUUAACCAGGGUCAGUGCUGCUGCGCUGGCUCUCGAACCUACGUCCAGUCCGAAAUCUAUGACGAGUUUGUGGAGCGGAGCGUGGAUAGGGCAAAGAGACGAGUGGUGGGAAACCCGUUCGACCUAAAAACGGAGCAGGGGCCCCAGGUGGACCAGGAGCAGUUCAACAAGAUCCUGGGUUACAUCAGCAGUGGGAAGAGAGAGGGCGCCAAGCUGAUGUGUGGAGGAGGCGUGGCUGCAGACCGCGGGUACUUCAUCCAGCCAACCGUGUUUGGAGACGUCAAGGACAACAUGACCAUCGCCAGGGAGGAGAUCUUCGGCCCUGUGAUGCAGAUCCUGAAGUUUAAAGAUCUGGAGGAGGUGGUGAACAGAGCCAACGAUACUAAAUACGGCCUAGCAGCGGCUGUGUUCACCAAAGACAUCGAUAAGGCCAACUACGUGUCCAACGGGCUGCGAGCAGGAACCGUCUGGAUAAACUGUUAUGACGUGUUCGGGGCUCAGGCUCCGUUUGGAGGAUAUAAGGCUUCAGGAAACGGCAGAGAGCUCGGAGAGUACGGCCUGGACAACUACACUGAAGUCAAAACGGUGACCAUGAGGGUACCACAGAAGAACUCGUGAGCGUGAGCAGCGAACGCCAUCAGACUCCAUCAAACUGCCAAGUCCCUACUGAUUUAACCUGUGAACAAACAUAAUAAGACAAUAAUCACAUUAAUUUGAGCAUUAAAAACUUUUUUACUGUGAAACCCCUCCACACAUCCCCUCAUAUGUUAAAAAAAAAAAGAGAGUCUCUGUUCAUAAUCAGACUCCAUGUAUCUUUAAUUUUCAGCUGUGUUCAUGGACAUUAUAAAAGCUAUAUCUUUCUUAAUAAAUGCUUUUGGUGCA